Molecule: messenger RNA, 2647 nt
Organism: Osmia bicornis bicornis
Lineage: Eukaryota; Metazoa; Arthropoda; Insecta; Hymenoptera; Megachilidae
Gene: Ugt50B3
Product: UDP-glucosyltransferase 2
Exons: 8
Coding region: 935-2503 (522 amino acids)
Molecular function (GO): UDP-glycosyltransferase activity
Source: RefSeq, a predicted model, not a curated record
UCCUCGCGAAGGAGACCGUGGACGAGCAAGAAAUCAAACUGGUGGGAGGUAAAACUCUCUCUCUCUCUUUUGAGCACAGCUGAUCAUUAAAGCUACCGCUGGCCAGUCAAACUUUCACGCUCGGUGAUAUCCGAGCUUCGAGCGUUGAAACACCUCGUACAUCAAGGUCCGUGAAAAAUCGAUCAAUCAAUAUUUUGAUCGAACCGCGAGAAACAUCGAUCUCCGAGCAGUGCAACGAUUAAUUAAGUGUACAAACAAAUUUUCAACCUGGUGCAACGAAUUCAAGGAAGAGGAUCGUUCAAGUGAAAGAUCAUUCACCAGGACAUCAUUGGAAUAAAAAGGGAAACUUCUUUCGCAGAAAUGCCGAAGUGAACGAGAAAGGAAUCGAACAAACAAGGAGAAGAGGAAGAAAGUCGAGACGUUCCGAAACAGUGUAAAAAAGUUACAAAAAUAAAAAAACAACGUUUGAGAAAACAGCAAGUUUAGAAUUCCAUGGACGAGCAGCCGGUUACAAAGAGAAGACAAAAGGGCCUUUAGAAUUCCCACUCGAUGCUCAUCCUUCGAACGAUCAUUACAAUGAUAAUGGAUCAGCCUAUUUUCCAAGCCGACGCUGUUUGACGAAUACCCACGAAGAUACAGACAUUGGUACUCGUGAAAUCGUGGGUGUCCCUUCUGACGCUCGUCGGAUAAAUUAACAAGAAAAAGGAACUUACUCUGUCUGGAGGGAUAAAAGACAUCGCGGAUACCGGGAAGAAAUCGAGGAAGAGGGAGAACGCGAGUUGGUACGACGAUGUUACCGCCUUCGACAUCCGAUAGCUCGUCCGAUAACUGCUACCAGUGUUGCUCGAAGAUCGGCACACGAUUCACUGGUGUCAGAUAGGAGUUGAGAAAACCGUCUAGAAAUCCGGUGGAGGACGAUCGAGAAAACGAAAAGAUGAUCGGUCUGAUCGGUCGAUUACUCGUUCCACUGAUCGUCGGCUGGCUCUGCGAUUCUACCGUGGGAUACAACGUGUUGUUGGCCACCAUGGGUGGCACUAAAUCGCACACGGUGCCGUUUAUCGCUUUGGGUAAUAGUCUGAAGUCUCGGGGACACAAUGUGACACUUUUGAGCGCGUUCACUGGACCAGCGGCUAAUAAUGGACUGCGGGAAUUCGUUCCUCCCAUCUUCGAGGCCUACGUCGGGAAUUACACGUCGGAAUGGGAUCUGGUGGGUGCUAGAUUUCGAGAUGAAAUGCCUAUCUCACCGUGGGAUGCAAUGCGAUAUGCCUGGGAGGCUUGCGAGUCGCUUCUUCGCGACCAAGUAUCUGUCUCUUCUCUAAGAAAGCCUGAAGGCGAUCCUCGGGCAAGCUGGGACAUCGCGGUCGUGGACGGUGCCUAUCCGGAGUGUCUUCUCGGGAUACUUUACGGGGAAAAUGUGCCCACCAUUAUGCUGAACACGGUAGCUCUGUACAGCGGUUCCAUUGGUCGUCAGGGUAAUCCUUCUCCCUGGUCCGUCACGCCGUAUUUCGGUAAAUCUCUCACCCAGGACAUGAACUUCCUUCAGAGGAUCCUGAACGUCGCCUGUCUAGUUACCUUAAGAAUCAUGCACUGGAUCAUGAUCAGUGGAUACCUUCAACCGGUUUUGAGAAAAUAUUUGGGAGACCAAUUACCCGACGUACGAGACCUGACCAAAGAGAUUCCCCUGACCUUGCAGAACAGUCAUUACAGCGUCGCUGAUUCCGUUCCCUACUUGGCGAACGUGGUGAACGUUGCCUGCCUCCAUUGCAAGCCUGCUACUCAGCUCAGUCCUGACUUGGAGACCUUUUUGCAACGCGGUUUCAUCUUCGUGUCCAUGGGUUCGUCGGUUCGCGCUUCGGGGAUGCCAGAGGCGCUCCGACAGAUUUUCGUCGCAGCCUUCGCCACCCUUCCUUACAACGUCGUGUGGAAAUGGGAAGGUUUGAACAUCAAAGAUCUGCCAUCAAAUAUUAGAACAGCGGCGUGGUGGCCGCAACAAGAGCUACUUGGACAUCCGAAGCUGCGAGCCUUCGUCUCUCACGGUGGACUUUUGUCCCUCCACGAGGCGGCUUAUCAUGGCGCUCCAACCCUCGUCUUGCCGGUGUUUUGCGACCAUGAUGGAAACGCGGCUCAAGCUGAGAAAUUAGGCUACGCCUUGGUGAUGGAUUUGGCCAGAAUAUCGAUUGGAAAUCUUCGCGAAGGUAUCCUUAAGGUAGCUGCGGUACACAACAAUUCGUACCGAAUAGCAGCGAGGAAAAGAAGUUCUUUAUUAAGAGAACUGCCUAUUAGUCCCAGGAAAUUAGCCACUUGGUGGGUGGAACACGUCGCCAAGCACAAAGGAGCUGAACAUUUGAAAAGCUCUGCGAGGUACAUGAGUGUCGUUCAUUAUUACUCUGUUGAUGUAAUAAUAUUUUACGUGAUUACGUUGAUACUACUGGUGUACGGAUUGAAAAAAUUGUGUUGGAGGACGUUGUUUAAACAAGUUGUCGCUAAGAAGAAGUUUGACUAGACUGAACAGUGGUGAUUUCACUUGAUGAAUAUUUAUUAUGUUACAUGCGUUUCCAUGGCCUGUGCAAUGUUAAUAAUUUUAUGUAUGUACACGAGUUGAAAAAUGUAGAGAUUAUGAAGUUAUAAUAAAAACGUUUUCCUAAAU